AUGAAAUUUCCCUUCCUUAAUGUACAAUGGACGUCAAAUAAUACAUCAAAUCCAUCACCGGUUUAUUAUACUAAUCAGAAUAUAUUAAGUCCACAAUCUUAUAAUAAUGGUACAAGUGCCACGUAUUCAUUUACUGCAGAUUUCCGACCGCAAAAUCCUACAACCAUAACACCGGAUUUUACAAUACCGUCAUCAUCACCACCGUCGACAGCAACAGCAACGACAUCGUUUAAACCCAUAAGUAAGUCAAAUAGAAGAAAUGGAAAUUUUUCAACAAAAAUAACAGCCUCUGCUUCAGCAUGUUUUCAUCAAAAUGAUAAUCAUUUUAAUAAAUAUUCACCGACGUCAGACGAGGAUUCGUUAUUUCCUCAUUCGAAUCUCUGUCGUAUAUGUGGUAAAACAUAUGCGAGACCGAGCACUUUAAAAACGCACUUACGCACUCAUUCCGGUGAAAAACCAUAUAGAUGCGACGAAUGUAAUAAAUCCUUCAGUCAAGCAGCUAAUUUAACGGCUCACGUUCGUACACAUUCCGGUGAAAAACCAUUUAGGUGUCCCAUUUGCGGCCGAAGAUUUUCACAAUCCUCUUCCGUGACGACACACAUGAGAACCCAUUCCGGUGAAAGACCAUACAGGUGCAGACUGUGUAAAAAAGCAUUUUCCGAUUCUUCCACACUCACCAAACAUUUGAGAAUACAUUCCGGUGAAAAACCAUAUCAGUGUAAAUUGUGCUUGCUUAGAUUUUCACAAUCCGGUAAUUUAAAUAGGCAUAUGAGAGUUCACGGAAGUAGUUUAACCGUUUGA
Molecule: messenger RNA, 801 nt
Organism: Pediculus humanus corporis (human body louse)
Lineage: Eukaryota; Metazoa; Arthropoda; Insecta; Psocodea; Pediculidae
Product: protein glass, putative
Exons: 2
Coding region: 1-801 (266 amino acids)
Cellular component (GO): nucleus
Source: RefSeq, a predicted model, not a curated record